GACCCCGCUCAGCUGGCGGAGCCGGGCGGGGGCCUCAGAGGACAGCGCUCGCGGGGCGCGGGAAGAAGUCUGGCUGAAGAGGGCAGAGAGCAGUUCAGAAAGAAGGGACUGGAUCGGGGAGCCCUCCGGGCAAGACUGGCUGCCCGUUCCUUGUCAGGCAGUUCAAACCGCAGGUUCCAUUAUGGGUUGACUUAAUGGGAAGGUCAUCGCCCUGACAGCUGCUCAGGGGAUCAGCAGGGCAGCUGCCUUAGCUUUUGCAAGAGAAGGUGCCAGAGUCAUAGCCACAGAUGUCAAUGAGUCCACACUUCAGGAACUGGAAAAGUACCCGCGUAUUCAAACUUGAGUCCUUGAUGUCACAAAGAAGAAACAAAUUGAUCAGUUUACCAGUGAAAUUGAGAGAUUUGACAUUCUCUUUAAUGUUGCUGGGUGAUUCAUAACUUUUUAAUUUCACUCUCCUUACAGAAAGUUUUCUAUGUCUUUUAUUAAAAGAAUUUGAUAAUAUGGCGAAAUUAUUCAUUGUGAACCCUAAUAUAUUCCUUAGGAAAUACAGCUGGAUUUUGGGCAGAAUUUUUAUUGCAAGAUUCAGCAAGUAGGACAGCCAUGGAAUUGACAUGGGCUUGGGGCCUAAAGGCAAUUAAGGAUCCUCAAGACAACUGGUACCAGUCCAAAGCUAUGGAUCUUCCCGAGGCUGGGAACAGUCUCACACCCGUGCACUUGUCGCUGAUGUUCAACUAGGACUUAUAAAACAAAGUGAAAAACUGUUUUCCAGGAGUGUCUUUAAAGCAAAGUAUAUCUACCAGAAGCCAAGUACACAGUUUAUUGAAAUGCAAAUGUUCCAAAUUUUUUGGCCCAACAUUUGGCAAGUCCUUUACACCUCCCAAGCACUGUGUUUGUUAUUGAGACAAUUACUCCCAGCCGAAGAAGUUUCAUUCUGUCCCUUUGUAUACAGCACAAAGAGAAUGGCUUAAUUGAACUUAAUAGGGCGGUACCCAACUUGCUGAUUUACACACGGAGGGCGAGAGGCUGGAGCUGGAGCGGCUCGCGGGGAGCGGCUUGUGGGAACAGGGAGUGCUAGUACUCACUCCCUUCUCAGGUGUGACACUGGAGACGAGGACAGGUUUGUCCAUCAUGGCACCAUCCUGGACUGUGAGGAGAAAGACUGGGACUUCUCAAUGAGUCUCAACGUCCGCAGCAUGUACCUGAUCAUCAAGGCAUUUCUCCCUAAGUAAGAUGACCACCACUGCUAGGAUGCUUGCUCAGAAAUCUGGCAACAUCAUCAACAUGUCCUCUGUGGCUUCCAGCAUCAAAGGAGUUAUGAACAGAUGUGUGUACAGCACAACCAUGGCGGCCAUGACUCGCCUCACCAAGUCCAUGGCUGCAGACUUCUUCCAGCAGGGGAUCAGGUGCAGUUGUGUGUGUCCAGGAACACUUGACACCCCAUCUCUGCAAUAAAGAAUACAAGCCAGACCAAACCCCGAAGAGGCACUGAGUGAUUUCCUAACGAGACAGAAGACGGGAAGAUUUGCAACCGCAGAAGAAAUAGCCAUGCUCUGCGUGUAUCUGGCUUCUGAUGAAACUGCCUAUGUGACAGGGACUCCUGUCGUCAUCGAUGGAGGCUGGAGUCUGUGAGGCAGGGUCUCCUCGAGGGCAAGACAGGCCCUUCCCGUCCACAGGGUGUGAAGAAAACUCACUCAGCAUCUCUUUCCUAUUAAUGCUUUAGGAGAGGAAGAGUUCCGUUUAGGAAAAGAAGCAUCGUAGAUGCACUGAAGGAGGUUAUUGGACGGAAGUUGGGUUUACCCAUUCUUUCCACAAAGGAGGACCUGAGAGACGACAAUGAGCGGUUUCUUUCUGGGGGAGACAUUUACUUGAAAGUGUCUCUCUUGCCUGAAAACCAGUGAUUACAAGUGGCACUUGCUUAAAGGAGUGAAAAACAGAAAUAAGAGAUGGGCAAGAAUUAGUGACUCUGGUUUCUCUGAAAAUGAUGGAAUCCACAGAUUUCUCUUUGGUGACUCAUUUCCUCAUUUCAACAUUGGAAAAUCACCUGGAGCUUUCCUGCUUCAUCAAGUUGGCCCAUUACAGAGGACAAUUUAACAGUAAUAUUCCUUGGAAUACGUGCAGUAUAACACAAAAAACAGGAUGGGAAAGAACUCAUGAAAAUAUGAUGGUCAACAAGGGCUUUUUCAAGAGAGGUAAAAAGAUCUUGUUCCUCUUCCCUCUAUCAUCUUACUCUUAAUUGUAAAUCAUGGAGGAUGAAGAUAAGACAAUUGAAUGUGAAGAUUCAGCACCAUCCACAGAGAUGAAUCAUGUAGCCUCUAUGGAUCAAGAAACACAGGAGACAGUUAUGAACCUCAAAGGCAUAGAUGGAAAUGAACCAACAGAAGGAAGUAACCUAUUGAAUAGUAGUGAAAAAAGGCUGCAGGAAAUACCAACUGAAUCAACUCAUUUGCAAAGACUAAGACAGACAUUUGCCUGUCCUCCACAUGGUUUACUGGAUAGAGUAAUAACAAAUGUUACCAUCCUCGUUCUUCUGUGGGCUGUAGUUUGGUCAAUUACUGGCAGUGAAUGUCUUCCUGGAGGAAACUUAUUUGGAAUUAUAAUCCUUUUCUACUGUGCCAUCUUUGGAGGUAAACUUUUGGGGCUCAUUAAGUUACCUACAUUGCCUCCGCUGCCUCCUCUUCUUGGCAUGCUGCUUGCUGGAUUUCUCAUCAGAAAUAUCCCUGUCAUCAGUGAUAACGUGCAGAUCAAGCACAAGUGGUCUUCCACUUUGAGGAGCAUAGCGCUGUCCAUCAUAUUGGUUCGUGCUGGCCUUGGGCUUGAUCCACAGGCCCUGAGGAAGUUGAAGGGAGUCUGUGUAAGAUUAUCCAUGGGUCCCUGUCUUGUGGAGGCAUGCUCAUCUGCCCUUCUUGCCCACUUCCUAAUGGGUUUACCAUGGCAAUGGGGAUUUAUACUGGGUUUUGUCUUAGGUGCUGUAUCUCCGGCUGUCGUGGUGCCUUCAAUGCUCCUUUUGCAGGAAGGAGGCUAUGGUGUUGACAAAGGUGUCCCAACCUUACUCAUGGCUGCUGGCAGCCUUGACGACAUUCUGGCCAUCACUGGCUUCAACACGUGCUUGGGCAUGGCCUUUUCCACAGGCUCCAUGGUUUUUAGUGUCCUCAGAGGCGUUCUGGAGGUAGUAAUUGCUGUGGCAGCUGGGUCUCUUGUUGGAUUUUUUGUUCAGUACUUUCCAAGCAGUGACCAGGACAGACUUGUGUGGAAGCGGGCAUGCCUUGUCCUGGGGCUCUCUGUGCUGGCCGUGUUCAGCAGUGUGUACUUUGGUUUCCCUGGGUCAGGAGGACUGUGCACACUGGUCAUGGCUUUCCUUGCAGGCGUGGGAUGGACCAGUGAAAAGGCAGAGGUUGAAAAGAUUAUUGCAGUUGCCUGGGACAUCUUCCAGCCCCUUCUCUUUGGACUGAUUGGAGCAGAGGUAUCUAUCAUAUCUCUCAGACCAGAAACUGUAGGCCUUUGUGUUGCCACCCUGGGCAUUGCAGUACUGAUACGAAUUUUGACUACAUUUCUGAUGGUGUGUUUUGCUGGUUUUAACAUAAAGGAAAAGAUAUUUAUUUCUUUUGCAUGGCUUCCGAAGGCUACAGUCCAGGCUGCAAUAGGAUCUGUGGCUUUGGACACAGCGAGGUCACAUGGAGAGAAACAGUUAGAAGAAUACGGAAUGGAUGUGUUGACAGUGGCAUUUUUGUCCAUCCUCAUCACAGCCCCAGCUGGAAGUCUCCUCAUUGGUUUGCUGGGCCCCAGGCUUCUCCAGAAAGUUGAACAUCAAAAUAACAAUGAAGAAGUUCAAGGAGAGACCUCUGAACAAGUUUAGAGGUGAAAAGAGAGAAUGCUGAAUAUAAUGAUUGGAAAGCUGCUACCAGAGGCUACUUUUAUCAAGAUGGAUAUUGAAAGAUGUAAUAUUUAAGCUUAAAAUGUAACAGAACCAAAAGUGUGGCUAUUUCUUUAAACAGCAUUUUCAACCAUUACCCUUUCCAUGUGGGUGGUAAUGUUCUACAUCUCCAACCUGAUCUCUCUACCUUCUUUUUUUUUUCCAAACACUCCAUCAUAUAUCUUAAUCUGUGUGGGGACACACACACUUUAAUGUACCACCACAACUUAAAAUUAACAUGGGAAAGAUCAAGUUUGGUGUCCUGUUCUGGUAGCCAACAGCUCACUCUAAGUUACUGGUACUGUCACAGUUUUAUGAUGCAUGGUCACCUAGCCUCUCAUGCUUUGAAUUGUUUUUGGAUCUUCUUUUCUUUUUAAAUACCAUAAUGUAAUCUCUCAUCAGUUUCUACCCUCACUUUCCCUGCUAAUCUGCCUCUUCUCCAUUUCUACCCUUCUUACUACCUUUCUGUGAAUUAUUGUAACUGAUUGGUCCCACCAGAAUUUUUAAGUACACAGAGUAUCUCUCUUGGAUCUUCCUCUUGCACCUAUCUAGAUGAAAGAACCCCUUAUCCUACCUGCUGGCUGGCCCCACAGAGUCCUCCACUUCUGUGGCCCCUCUGAGUUUGCCUCCUGCUAAGGAUUGCCCUGGUCCAGCCCUUUCUUGGUUGUUUCUUGUGACCUACAUCUUCAGGCUCUUCCUGUUCUCUAGGUGAGAAAGGGCCAAUUUUCAAAUCUAUGUCACUCUCAUGAAUAUCAUAUUAAUCAGGGUAAGUUAAGCUGCUAUGAGGAAGAAACAAAAAAUACAGUACUUAAAAGAAAAUAGUAAUUUAUUUCCUUCUCAUGAAACUGACUGCCUGGUCAAUGCUGACAGGGUUGCUCUGCUCAUGAGGUCUACUCAGAGACCCGUGUCCUUCUGUCUUGAGGCUCCACCAUGCCCUAGCUUAGGCCACAGGUUAAAGAUGGAUCUCUCCCAUGUCCCCUUUCUAGCCUUCAGGAAGAAGGAAAAAAGAAAGUCCAAGGCAAGCAAUUUAUUUUUAAGGAAGUGAUGAGGGAGUUAGACAUAUCUCUCCUCUUACAUUCUGUUGGUGAUGACCACGUCCAGCUGUGAGGAGGCUGAAAAGUGUCAUCUGUCAAUGAGUGUUCACAUUCCUAGAAGGAUGGGAAGAUCAGAUUUAAAAGUCAGAAGUACCAUUGUGUUGGGUAUUGCCAUCACUUAGCAUAUUCUUGCAUGUUAACAGGGCUUUCUAAAGAUGGUACCUUUAAUCAAAAGACUGACUUCUGUGGCAGGAGUUUCAGACAUUGUGACUUGCCAGGAGAGAAGACAGAAGAAAGGCUUGUCUGCAUAGGUCACGCUUUAUCCCACUUAUUCAACAGACCAUCUCUGCUUUUGUGUAUCACCCAUAAGUUCUCUUUACUCUAGGUCAACUCCUGCCUAGUUGCUAGAAUAGUCAUGUUCAAAUACCGUGUACAGCUCUUAUCAUGUUGUAUACCUGAAGCAUUUAUUACUUAUUUGUUACUUCCCAUCUAAACUCUUUAACCUAGAAUUCAGAGUUCAAUCUAAUCUUGAAGUAGAUAUUAGAUAUGUAUUAAAUGGAUGGAUUAGAAUAUUCUGAUCCCACCAAGCUGAUCUGCAUAUAGCCUGUCCACUCCUCUCUUGUCAUUAGACUACCAUUCCAACCCCUUCCACCAUGACUUUCAUCUCUGUUCAAAACUAGCUUAACUUUUAUUAAGCUAACAUAAUUUGAAGCCUGUUAAGGCAUGCAUAUUUUAUGGCAGCCUGACUCUGGUUACUCUGUGGUAUUGUAUUCCCUUAGUGUUUAUGUUCUCAAUUGGGACUGGAUUAAUUUAUACCAAAGUUCAGAUGGAUCUUUCAAACUGAACUUCAUUGGUUAGGUGCACCUUGGUGGUAGCACCGUAAACUUAAUGCUCAUCUAGUCCUUCAGAGCCUUUCACAGGCUCUGAAACUAGAUUCAUUCAACAAAUACUUACUGAAAGGCUUUGGUGACCCAGGCACAUUAUUAAGACUGUCUUUAAGGAUCUGAUAGAGGAGACAGACAAUUAAACAAGAGCUUGAAAAGCAGUGUGAUAAGUGCUAUGAUGCAGGAAGUACAGGAGUGCUAGGGAGCUCAUAGCAGGAGCCCCCACUAAUCGGGGGAGGUAAGGUACAGUUUAGGCACAGCUUCCAGAGAGAGCAGGACCUCGGCUGGGACAUAGGGGAUGAUUAGGACUUAGACGGCACAGGGCAACGUGAGGCCGAAGGCUGCCACAGUGAGUGCUAAUUUCCGUGUUCAUCAGUAGUUUUUCUUCAGGUACCAGGCUUUGAAUACUUAUUAAUUUAUACAAAAUACAGUUAGUAUAAGUAAAGGAGAAUGUUUUUAUAAAUAUCCAAGAGCCCAAAGAAGAAUUAGAAAUGGAAAUUCAGCAUGUAUAAAUAGUUGAAGAGCCCAGUAAGCCCCUGCCAAUAGCCCAUUCCAUUUUGCCAAGCACACAGCAAGUUCUCUCCUCCCUCUCCUCGGUGGACAGCCACCAUCUGAAUUUCUGUGACUCUCUGUCAGUAUCGGCCUCUGCAGGGCUCACUGUGUGAAGUCUUGGGUUUGUCACCACAUCGUGAGUCACAGCUCUUCACUUAUUUGGUGAACUCAGAGUUAACUUUGGAUGCAGAGUGUUGACUCGGACCAACCAGACUUACCCCACCCCAACCACAGAUAGAAACAAUUACUCUAACCUCUGGGUGCCUGAAAGAAGGGUGUAUGUGCCCUGCACAUACUUCUGUCAGAGCACUUAUAACCCUUUUUUCAAUUUGUUUGCAUGUUUGUCUCCCAUUAAAUCAGUCCCUUAGAGGUGGGAGCCUUGUCUUGGUCACCUUUGAAUCCUCAGCACUUUGCACAGGGCAUGGAACACAGUAGGCAUUUAACAAAUGUUUAUUGACUGAAUCAGUGAGGAGAUCCUCUUCCAGUAUAAGAAA
Diceros bicornis minor is the source of this 6874-nucleotide messenger RNA. Its product is annotated as sodium/hydrogen exchanger 9B2. The record is from RefSeq and is a predicted model, not a curated record. Bases 2243 to 3853 code for a protein of 536 amino acids. Gene Ontology annotation, molecular function: antiporter activity. Lineage: Eukaryota; Metazoa; Chordata; Mammalia; Perissodactyla; Rhinocerotidae. Gene Ontology annotation, cellular component: membrane. The transcript has 23 exons. Gene Ontology annotation, biological process: proton transmembrane transport.